This is a messenger RNA of Cuscuta epithymum, 1516 nucleotides long. NCBI's taxonomy places the organism in Eukaryota, Viridiplantae, Streptophyta, Magnoliopsida, Solanales, Convolvulaceae. The record is from the annotation of a GenBank genome assembly.
CGCCACAUGAAAUCUAUAAAGAGUCAAGGCACAGCUUCCCCAACUUUCACCCAUCUAUGCUCUCCGCAACCUACUUUAUCUCUGAACAAUUAAUUCGAUCUCGAACUUCUCCGACGUUGUUUUGGGCGGAGGAUGAAUCGGGUUUUGUGGAUUCCGCUGUUGAUUUUGGGUUUGAUGGCAUUAUCUCAGUGCCACGCUCAAAACUGUUCGGGUCACGUCUUCUCCAACAACGCCAAAUUCGCCGCCUGCAUCCGUCUUCCCGUCCUCAACUCCUUCCUCCACUGGACCUACCACCGCAGCAACCACACCGCCGACAUCGCCUUCCGCCAGACCAACGUCACGGCCUCCUCCUGGGUGGCGUGGGCACUCAAUCUCGCCGGAAAGGGGAUGGUCGGCUCGCAGUGCCUGGUGGCCGUUCCUGACGCCCGCGGCGGCGGCUUCCGCGCCUACACUUCCCCUGUCUCCAGCUACGGCACACGGCUUGCGCAGGGCACUCUGAGCUUCCCGGUUCCGAACAUCUCAGCGGAGUUCGCCGACCAACAGGUCGUGAUAUUCGCCACCCUCGUCCUCCCCGCCAACAUGACCCGUUUCACCACGGUCUGGCAAAACGGGCCAAUGCACGGCGCCACUCCCGGGAUGCACCCUACGACCGGACCCAACAUGCUAUCCAUUCAGACAGUCGAUUUCGCCACAGGCCAGACCAUUACCUCCGGUGAUAAUGGAAACGUAGUCACGUCUGUUAUGCGGAGAAGAAACAUUCAUGGUGUGUUGAACGCCAUCAGCUGGGGCCUGCUGAUGCCCUUAGGGGCGGUGAUUGCGAGGUACGUGAAGGUAGUCCCAUCGGCCGACCCGGCCUGGUUCUAUCUACACGGUGGCUGCCAACUCUCCGGGUACGUGAUAGGCGUCGCCGGUUGGGGCACGGGGAUGAAGCUGGGGUCAGAAUCCAAGGGAAUCAGCUACAAGACCCACAGAUGCAUCGGCAUCACGCUCUUCUGCCUGGCCACUCUUCAGAUAACCGCGUUGUUCAUGAGGCCGAAUAAGGAUCACAAAUAUCGGCCGCAUUGGAAGUGGUUCCACACCAUAGUCGGGUACACGACGAUUGCGCUGAGCAUCACCAACGUGUACAAGGGAUUUGAUGCAUUGGGGAGGGAGGAUAACAAUUGGAAGAAGGCGUACACUGGGGUUAUCAUUGCCUUGGGGAUUGUGGCUGUCAUCUUGGAAGCCAUAACAUGGCCCGUUGUGAUCAAGAGGAAGAAGAGGGAGAACGAGAAUAAACCCGAAGACACCGGCUAUGAAGGCAACGGACAACAUACUAGCACAGUAGUGUAGCUACAUUUAUAAUACUGAUCUGACUCAAACGGUUUUGUUUUAUUUGUUUAAUUAUGAUGUCAAAUUUUAAUUAUAUUCUAAUUUCAAGUUUGCAAUUUUGAAUAGAUUUUAAUAUAGUUUCUGAAUAUGUAAAUUUUAAUUAUUAAAAAUUGAGUUAAUUAUCGAUUGACAGAAUUCACUGUUAUUA